GAAUCCUGUAUGUUGAGGAUGGAUUCUCCUAAACAAAAUAAGAUUGCAUUAGCUCUUUUGGCCACAGUACCACACUGGGAACAUCAUGUUCACCUGACUACCAGGACCCCCAAAUCGUUUUCAGAGUCACUGUUUCGCAGGAUAGAGUCCCCUAUCUUGUCUGAGGAGUUUGAAAGUAGUCUCCUAGGGUCAGACAAUAACAAUGAGUGCUUCAGUGAUUCUUCUUCUACCUCUUCCAAGGGUCAAGUGAGCGGGAGCUCAGAAUCUGGGGGCAAGUGGGCUAUUCGCAGACCUGACUGGCUGGAAAUGAGAGGAAUAAAAACCAAUAUUAAUAAAUCCUCAGAGAAGAAAGGAGAAUCGCCUUCCAGAGGGAAGAGGAAAUCUGAGCAAGAGGAUGAUGAAGAUUAUGAAGAAUUUUCCAGAAAGAAGCAGAAAGUUCCUGCAAGGAAAAAGCAACGAGCUGGGGUGCAACAAAAUCCCAAAUCCAAAGGACGUUGUGUGCGGAAAGAGCCACCAACGUAUGCAGCAGGCAGUGUGGAGGAACAGUGGUACCUGGAGAUCCUAAAUAAGGGCAGAGUUACCUGUCCAACAUGCAGAGCUGUGGUCAGGAAGACUGUAGAGGGGCUGAAGAAACAUAUGGCGAAUUGCAGACAGGAAAUGUUCACAUGUCAUCACUGUGGAAAACAGCUCAGGUCUUUGGCAGGAAUGAAAUACCACAUCAUGGCAGAUCACAACAACUUGCCAGUUGUGAAGGAGGGAGGUGAAUUUGAUGAGCAGUGUGAACGAGACCGCCUCCGGAAGGUGCUGAAGCGAAUGGGAAAGCUAAAGUGUAUGAGGGAGGGGUGUACAGGCAGUUUCACCAGCAUAAUGGGAUACGUGUACCAUAUGAAAAAGUGUGGGAAGGAGGCCUCUGAGUUGGAGAAAAUGGCCAUGAAAUGUCGUCACUGUGGGAAAGCAUACAAGUCAAAGGCAGGGCUUGUUUAUCACCUUAAGUCUGAGCAUGGGCCGGUCACUUUCCUCCAUGAAGAAGGGAGGCCUGAGAGUCUGACGGAAAUGACCCUGGAGCCCAGUAGUGCAGGCAGAGUCCAGAGAAAAUCUGCUAAGGUGGCAGUCUAUUACCUUCAUGAGCUAGCUAAUGAAGAGCUGGCCAAGGAGUGGCCUAAGAAAAAGGUUCUACAGGACCUCGUCCCAGAUGAUCGGAAGCUGAAAUACACCCGGCCUGGACUGCCCACAUUUAGUCAGGAUGUGUUGUGCAAGUGGAAAUCGGAGAUAAAGAUGUACCGAAGGGUCCACUGUCCAAACCAGGGCUGUGAGUCUGUAUAUGGCAGUGUCUCAGGACUCAAAUCUCACCUUGGCACCUGCACCUUGGGAGACUUUGUGGCUGGGAAAUACAAGUGUCUCCUGUGUGAGAAGGAAUUCAUAUCGGAGAGCGGGGUCAAGUAUCACAUCAACUCUGUGCAUGCUGAGGACUGGUUUGAUGUGAAUACCACUAACAAAAAAGGCUUUGAGAAGCUGAUGAAAAUCCGCCAAAGAGAAGAUGAGCAGAGGAAGCAGCGAAAGAAGCGUACCGCAGCCCGGAGCAGAAAGAAAAGGCCUGUAACUGUGUCUACCAAGAAGCUCCUUGGUGCAGGGGCUGAGAAAAGCAGAAGAAGGAGUAAGAGGGGGCGUUCCCAGCUGGUGGACAGUGAGAGCAGGAGCAGCGAGGAGGAGGAGGAGGAGCCCCAAGCUGUACAGAGAGCAGAAACUCCAAAAAACAUCCACAAACGGGGCAGGAAAUAGAUCAUUGGAGGCAGAGGAACUAGACAGUCCUAGGAAGCCAGGGGCCCAGGUCAUGGCACCGCGGUCACUUCCUCCCAUGGACAGCGGCGCUAGCAGUGUAUCCAGUGUAGUUUGUGCCCUAGUUACAGGCCGAGUUCAGUUUAUGUUAGUUGCUUAUUUAGUGAUUUUAAAUAUUUUAGCCUCCAUUACAGCUCUCUGCUUUUGUUGUCCUCCUCUUAGGGAUCCUCAGCUUUGGUGAGGGCAGGUUUCCUUGAUGGAAGAAUGUGUCCUUUUAUGGGAUCUCUAGGACUGGGUGUGCAGGUCUCAGUUGGGGGACAGAUUUCCUUUGGGGUAGUGAGUGCAGAUCCUGGGCAGUUUCUGGGGUGGGGCACAGAUGCUCCGGCUUGAUCACCUGCAGCCCAGUGCUAUCUCAGGUGCUUAAAGGGCCCGCCUCUGAGACUCAGACACUUGAGUGCAGUCUCCCUUUUAGGUCAUUGCCAUAAAGCACCAUCCCUUUACUACACUAAUCUGCAAACUCAGCACUGCCCAGCAGUUUAGGAACCCAGGCUUGCCUGAUGGGGUAGGACAUCACCCUGUCAAAAGCAGAAGUGUUUGCCGUGGGCUAAUGCACCCUUCAGCACCUGCCUCCUUUAAGGCUGAGCACUGACUGGUCAAAAGUGGGGAGGGAGCUCUUCCUCCCGUCUGUGGCUAGAGACCAGCUGUCUGUACCCUUGCAUUCCAGAGGCAUGUGGCAGCAAACUUGUCUGCCAGCACACUGCAGUCUGGGGAUGUGUGAGAUCCGUGCAGAUGGCUUGUGCUAUGUUAUAGGUUCACUGUUCAUAACAGCCACCUCCCACCUGCAGAAUAGAGCUCAUACACAGUAGCAAAGCACUGUGUAUUGCUGCCAUGGGGUGGCCUUGCCCUAAUUUGGUGUCCUCCUUCCCUCUCAAGCCGUAAUAGGCGCUGCUUCUCCUUGUAAGUGAGCUCUGCAGAUGCCCUUUCCCCUGAGCUAGCCACCUUUAUUGGGACAAGCCUUAUGUAAUGAGCCUUCCUGUGUGUUGGUGUCAGGGCUGGAGGUAGGGGGGUCUUGUUUACCUGUUGAAUUAAGUUUUAAUUUAGCACAUGGUGAGUGUUUUGCCAUGUUCCACUUGUACAGCAGAGCCAGUUGAGACCCGUAAAUGCGCAACAUCUCUGGCAGGCAUAGGCACCCCCAUUCUCUGCUGGGCAGGGACGGGGCCUGCAGGAUUUGUGAUAUCAGACCACAUCCCCUGACAGGGAAAACUGCAAGAUUUGAUGUCUCUUUACCCUCUACUCUCUCUUGUCCUGCUACAGUUCCCUGCCUCAGCUGGCUCUUUAGUUUGAUAUGUAAGGAUUCAGUUAGCAGGAUCCGGCACUCAACAGUACCCUUCAUGUCUCGCUGCAGUGAAAGCUUCCACCUCGGCCAAAGUUGCUGGUGCUGAAAUUCACAGAGGACUCCCUGAGGUGCAGAGGGCACAGACAGGUUUAUUUGUGUUUUCUAGCAGUGAUGUUCGUUCACCCGUAUAAUUAAAUUGCUUUUGUGGCUGGGGGUAGGACCCAACUCUCCCCAGCCAUGGCCAUUUUACAGAAGCUAUACCCUAAUGUGCGUAGAGUGAAGCAAAUUACCCCCACCUCUUGCCUAACACCCAUGGCGAUUGUUGGACUCUGCAUGCAAUGCUCCAUUCUGAUCUAGGUGCAGCAGCUGCACUUCAUGCUGGGACCUGCAGCUAUCAUGGAUUGCAGUGCUGUAUUAAAGAGGCAGGUUUCUGGGCUCUUCUAUAGAGGCUGUGAAAUUUGUGGUCAUAACAGCAGGAUCAGGAUCGGAACAAAAUGAAAUAAAAUGUCACCAGUGCAAGAAUGUGA
Molecule: messenger RNA, 3639 nt
Organism: Dermochelys coriacea (leatherback sea turtle)
Lineage: Eukaryota; Metazoa; Chordata; Testudines; Dermochelyidae
Gene: ZNF512
Product: zinc finger protein 512
Molecular function (GO): zinc ion binding
Source: RefSeq, a predicted model, not a curated record